GUGGUUGUGGAUGUGGUCGUUACUGCGGUUGUUGUCGUUGUUGUUGUGGUCGGUGUUGGUGUCGUCGUCGAUGUUGUUGUUUUUGUUGUCGUCGUCGGAGUUGCUGUUGUUGUCUCUGUUGGCGUUGUAGUCGUCGGUGUGGUUGUUGUCGUCGGUGUUGCCGUCGUCGUCGGGGUUGCUGUUGUUGUCUGUGUUGGUGUUGUCGUCGGUUUUGGCGUCCCCGUCGUCGUUGUCAGUGUUGUUGUUGUCGUCGAUGUGGUUGUUGUGGUCGGUGUUGGUGUCGUCGUCGUCGCAGUUGUCGUUUUUGUUGGCAUCGAUUUUGCUGUCAUCGUCGUCGUCGGUGUUGUUGUUGUUGUUGUUGUCGUCGUUGCUGUUGUUGUGUGUGUUGGUGUUGUCAUCGGUGUUGGCGUCGCCGUCGUUGUCGUUGGUGUUGUUGUUGUUGUCGUCGUCGGUGUGGUUGUUGUGGUCGGUGUUGCUGCUAUUGUGGAAUUUUCAGAAGAUCCGUUGAAGGAAAUGUUGAGAAAUUUAGGCUCUGGUGAGUUGUAG
This is a messenger RNA of Dibothriocephalus latus, 546 nucleotides long. NCBI's taxonomy places the organism in Eukaryota, Metazoa, Platyhelminthes, Cestoda, Diphyllobothriidea, Diphyllobothriidae. The record is from the annotation of a GenBank genome assembly.